UGAUACUUUCUUGUUUCCAACAUGUCUGCGCCCAUCAACCUGACCGACUAGAAGUUUCUCAUGGUGAUUUAGUCCAAAACAAAUAAUUAUUGAGUAUUUGACAAAGUAAACUAAAAAACUAUUGCAAAUUGUAAACCAAUAUAAUAACCAAAAUGUCGAAAAUCUCGCCACACGAGGAGAAAAUGUUGAACCUCCAAUACCAGAUGAAACAAAACAACCAAGAGUUACAGAGUUUUCUGAAGGACUUGGAAAGCUGGGAAUCAGAAAUAAAAGACAAGGAGAAGUCGCUCAAGGAGAAAGGAAAAUCGCAAGAUGAGAUACUGCCUCCAGUAAGAAACAGCUUAGAGAAGAAGAAACUAAAGAAGAAAGUAAAGAAGAAAAAGGGUGAAGCCAAACCAAAGCGUAUCAGCGCCUAUGACUACAGGUCCUGGGAUAAGUUUGAUGUGGACAAAGCAUGUGAAAAUCUUGACGAGAAUGGACCAUCAUCCUCAGAGGAGGAGUAUGAGACGGACGAGGAGUGGGAGACUGAGAGGAAGAAACAGGCUGCUGUCCUGGAGAAAGAUAAAGGCAAUGAGUACUUCAAGAAGGGAGACUACUCUAUGGCGAUAGAGUGCUACACCAGAGGGGCUGACCUUGACCCUACCAACCCCUUGCUGCCUGCAAACAGGGCCAUGGCCUUGCUCAAACAGGACAAGUUUGCAGCCGCUGAGCUGGACUGCUCUAUAGCGCUGACUCUUGACCCUCUGUACACGAAGGCCUACCUACGUCGUGGGACAGCCAGGCUGGGCCUAAACAAAUAUGAGGAGGCCAGAAGGGACUAUGAGAGGGUACUGCAGCUCGAACCUCAGAACAAACAGGCCAAAUCUGACAUCGAGUUGAUUGAAAAGGAGUUGGCCAAGCAGCAGAUGGUAUCUCAGUCCACAGCAGACGACAGUCAGGCCAGGCCAUCUGGUAUUGUGAAAGCCAUCACCAAACCACCAGGCCAGCGCUCUCAGAAACCACUCAGAAGGAUUGAGAUAGAGGAAGUUGGCUUUGAGGAUGCUCAUGAAGGAAAGGCAGCCAGCGCAAAGACACUAGAGGGAAAGAGUCGUAAAAUGAGAGACUUGGUGGAAAAGGAGACAAUGGACUUUCAAAAGUUUACUGUUAACUCACCUGCAGAUAUUGCAAAUAUGGCGUCGUACAGGUCAGACUCUAAAGGUGCUAGUGUUCAAGUGAAGGCUGAAACUCAGUCUGUUGUUGAAAACAAAUGGGAUGUAUCUGAAUAUCCUGAGACAGUUUCCAGUUGCACAAGUAACAUAGACAAUUUAGCAGCUAAUACAAACAUACAUGCUGCAGAGAAAACCGAUGGAUUAGUUAAAGACAACAGAUCACUGAACGAUGUGAGCUCAACACCAGAUGUUUCACGUGUGUCUAAGCAAUCUUCAUCCCAGUCAAGUUCGGUUCCUAAAAGCCAGAUUGCAACUUCUGUGCCUACAACCUCGGUGCAGUUCCAGGCAGAUUAUAGACAUCUGAAACAUGACAAAGAGCAGUUCUACCAGUAUUUUAAGAGAAUACCUCCAGCUGACUAUAGGACUCUGUUUGGUCAGUUCCUGGAUGCAGAUGUACUGGUCACCAUUCUGAAUGUACUGCAAGGGUGCUAUAUCAGGGAUCACGUGGACUGCUACCUGUGCCUGAAACACCUCGCUGAUGUCAACAGAUUCUCCAUGAUUGUCAUGUUUAUGUCAGGCAAAGACACACAAGUUUUGAAGACCAUCUUUAUCCAUCUGCGGGAAAUCGGUGAACACAGUGCGACAGAUAUAGACACGCUAGCAGUGAAAUAUGAAGUCAGAUGAUGCCUGGCAGAUGUGGAAUUACAUGGUGUAUAUGAGCUGGGUUGUGAAUGGUCUGAAUGCAUGUGCGUAAAGUGUUGUCCCAGAUUAGCCUUCAACAUGUGCUCAAGCAUAUCAAGGAGGACACUUGCCCAUAUCAAGGAGGACACUUGCCCAUAUCAGGGAAGACACUUGCCGAUUUUAUUUGAUAUUUCAUUUAUAUAUAUAUAUUGCUAAAAGAACAUGCCCUAAAGGCAGAGAGUGAUGUCAGUAUCCUGUGGGAACUGCACAGGCUAAUCUUGGACAACACUUUAUGUACAUGCAUUAAGCCCAGCUUUCGCAGAACGAGGCCCAUAUGAAAACACAAGGCUGACAGUUACGAUUGAUGACCAUGAAAUAUAUACAUGUAUUUGUGAAACAAUCCAUUCAUGAACAUGAACAAUUAAGUCUGAAAGUUGCAUAUCUGUUGUCCCUUUUUAUCAUAAUGGUAAUAAAUACAGAUUAUUUAUAUCAAUGUUUAUGAUGAUAAGAUUGACAUGCAUUUCUCGGCAUUCACUUGUUGAGCGUGUGGUUUAUAAAUACUUGUGUUAUGUACAUGAUUCAUUGAGAAAAUGUUAAUUAUGAGUCAGUUGGUGGAAAGAGUCCAUUACAGUGAUACAUCUAAUAUUCUACUUCUGUUGUGAUCAGCAGAACAUUUACUUUCAUGUACAUAUGAUGUCUGUCUGAAUUCUGGCAUGUACAGUACAUGAAUAACGUGCUCACACGCUUUUUGGGGUUGUAUUUGUGUGUCAUAAUGUUUGUGGAAUAAAAUAUUCUUCACAUUA
Messenger RNA from Dreissena polymorpha, 2632 nucleotides. Its product is annotated as RNA polymerase II-associated protein 3-like. The transcript has 10 exons. Lineage: Eukaryota; Metazoa; Mollusca; Bivalvia; Myida; Dreissenidae. Bases 153 to 1832 code for a protein of 559 amino acids. Gene Ontology annotation, molecular function: protein binding. The record is from RefSeq and is a predicted model, not a curated record.